CAAUUUCUUUCCAGAGCUCUGACAACCUUAGUCAAGUUUUAAAAUGAUUUUACAAAAAGAUGUGUUUUUGUGCUGCUUAAUUGGCCUGGCUUCGGCUGGCUCACCAAGCUACACUGAAUUCUUCACCAGCUCAAGCAGCAGCUCCUCUCAAUAUUAUCCAGACAAUGGACCUCCAUGUGUUACCUGUAAUGAUGCUUUCAUGAAUAAUCAGUUCUCGUUAAUGGAAUGCAAUCCACAAGGAAGACCAAAAUAUUCCAUAGCCUAUAAAUUAACAAAUUCUAAUGCUUUAUUUUCCGGAUUCUGUACUGAUUUUCUUAGUUCAUAUAUACCAUCAGAGUACAUCCUUUACUAUGCCACUGAUGGAUUUUCACAGUUUUUCGAUUACUAUUUGGAUAUGUCUUCAUCGCCUUCUUAUACUGUGACACCACCAAGCUCUUCAGAUUCAGCAAGUUCAUCAAAUACAUUCGAGACCUUUGGCCCAGAAUCGAGUGCGAUUCAAAUGCUUUGUGGACGCCCUACGAUUCAUAGUGGAGUAUUAGAAACCCAUCAUCAUUACUCAAGCAGUUCUGGACGAUAUCCAGACACCAAUGGUCCACUAUGCAUAACCUGCUAUGAUGCUUUAAUUAACAAUCAACUAUUAUCAGACUCUGAUUGUAAUCCAAAUGGCCAGUGGAAAGUUCAAGUGAAUUUUGCUGACUCACCAGCAUCAAGCAAGUCUGGAUAUUGUGUUAAUUUUGGAUUAGUUGCUAAUAAUUAUGAAACACUGCCAACAUCUAUCUUAUGGAUUUAUGUAACGGAUGGACAUAUUCAUUAUGACUACUUUGGUAGAACUUCAUCGUCACCAAUACAAUCGUCAUCAUCAUCAACUACACAAGAUACUGAUGGAGAUUUUAAAAAAUUAAAUGCACAUUUUUUUGGAGGUUCUCCUGCUUACUUAAGUAGCUCAGCAAUAGACAAUUUACCAUGUGAAACCUGCUAUGAUGUCUACAUUAACAAUAAGCCAUUUUCAAGCUACGAAUGCAAUCCAAAUGGUCAACGAAAGUUUUUAGCUGGUUUUGCCAACUUAGAAGUUGUAUAUUCGGAUGGAUAUUGUGUUAAUUUUGAGGAUAUAGCUAAUAAUUAUGAUGCACUGCCAAAUAUCUACUUGUGGGUUUAUGCAACUGAUGGAGAAACUUCUUAUGAUUAUUUUGGCAAAUCAUCAUCAACGCCAUCGUUAUUAUCGGAAAGUUCUAACACAGAACUCGAAAAUGGCAAUUUCUGGUGA
Molecule: messenger RNA, 1264 nt
Organism: Chironomus riparius
Lineage: Eukaryota; Metazoa; Arthropoda; Insecta; Diptera; Chironomidae
Source: the annotation of a GenBank genome assembly